Fibroporia radiculosa is the source of this 1536-nucleotide messenger RNA. RefSeq lists its product as uncharacterized. The coding region runs from base 1 to 1536 and encodes 511 amino acids. The transcript is spliced from 4 exons. The record is from RefSeq and is a predicted model, not a curated record. NCBI's taxonomy places the organism in Eukaryota, Fungi, Basidiomycota, Agaricomycetes, Polyporales, Fibroporiaceae.
AUGCACCAUGCAUUGCUCACCCCAGAUAUUAUCGUCCUGAUUGUAGCACAGUUCUUGCCGACAGAAGGGCAAUUUACCGACUAUUGUAGCCUAGCAGCACUGGCACGAACAUCCCAUGCCUUUCACGAAGCUGCGCUCAACGCUCUCUGGCAUACACAGAUUGGCAUAGUCAAUCUUAUAAAAUGCAUGCCUUUAGACCUAUGGGAAGAAAUUAUGUCGGGCCUGAAAUUCGUCAGGCCAGUCGUCCCAAAUGACUGGGAACGCUUCGACUAUUAUGCGUACCGCGUUCGGAGUGUACUUGCGUACAGAGCAAUCUCCUCUCCUGAGCGAGAGCGCAUGAUUUCUCCUGUAAGGCUUUUGGACGAUGUGUACAUUGCCAUCAGACAGUGUCGACCGUCUGCACCCCUUCUGCCCAAUGUGCAGACUUUAAGUUGGUCUCGCCUCUUCCAUGUCACCAGCUUUCCCUUUAUCGAGAUGUUUUAUGGACCACAAUUGUCCUCCUUGACGCUCCUCUCCUUCGAUAUCUCGUGCGCGGAAACACUGCCGCUGAUUGCGCGCAUUCCAAAACUUCUACCUGAACUCUGCAAACUUAGCCUCCACCUUUGGCCCGGCAUAGGCCGUGACGUCGGCGGCCGUCCCAACUCUUUUGCAGUUCCGCCUGGGACGUUGUCGGCCCUCCGGAAUCUACGUGAACUUACGUUGUACUCUGACUUACCCAUCCCAUACUACCUGGAAAUGUUUCGUUAUGAAGCUAUUCUGAACAGCCGCGAGUUUGUGCUGCCAGGCCCACUCAUACUUCCACCGCCUGGAUUAAUCAACCUCCAGCUGUUGUCGCACACACUCUCGCCUUGCAAAUCUAUUCUGGAGCUCUCGCACUACAGUAGUCUGCGAUACAUCAGCGUCACGGCCUCCCAUGACAUCCCCAAGCUUAUCGGACUCUUCUUCCGAGCUCUGCAUGACCAUUGUUCGCAUACAGCGCUACAAGAGCUUCAUAUCACAGUCGGACGUAUCGCCAUCAAUGCCACAGAUAGCAGACCUGAGCUGACAUCCGAAUCUGCCUCAUUUCAUUGGCUGUACGUGUUCAGCUCUCUCCAGCGGCUCGUGGUUCAUUUGGCUCCUAACGUGCACUUGAAUGACCGGGACCUCGAGGAUAUGGCAGCUGCUUGGCCAGAAAUCCGAGAGCUCUCAUUCAAUCGCGAGGUCAUCAUUGUGCCUCCGUUCUCGCCCGCUAUUACCUGGAAUGGUGUGGUCUCACUUGCGCGACACUGCCACAACCUACAGACAUUGGGGAUUGAUUUCAAUGUAUCAGGGUCCAACGUGCCCCAAGGGGACUUCUCCAGUGACGUUAUACCGAACAGGACAGUCACGACGCUAAUCUUAGGCCAUUCCUCUCUCGGCGGUGACCCAAGAGAAGCUGUCGCCGCUGUGCUUGGCUUAUUCCCAAAUCUCGAAAAUGUGGAAAUCCUCUUGGUCCUAUCUUCAAAUUUCUGGAUUCGAGUAGCAUUUGUAGCAUUCAAGCUCGUGCGCGUCGGAUAG